Messenger RNA from Gloeophyllum trabeum ATCC 11539, 1077 nucleotides. RefSeq names its product Phosphotyrosyl phosphatase activator. Gene Ontology annotation, molecular function: peptidyl-prolyl cis-trans isomerase activity; protein tyrosine phosphatase activator activity. Gene Ontology annotation, biological process: mitotic spindle organization. The transcript is spliced from 6 exons. Gene Ontology annotation, cellular component: nucleus; protein phosphatase type 2A complex; cytoplasm. Bases 1 to 1077 code for a protein of 358 amino acids. NCBI's taxonomy places the organism in Eukaryota, Fungi, Basidiomycota, Agaricomycetes, Gloeophyllales, Gloeophyllaceae. The record is from RefSeq and is a predicted model, not a curated record.
AUGGCUGCAUCGCAGUUGUCUGAGCUGCGCGAAAUCACCAUUUCCGACAUCAAACAGAUAUCCUCACCGCCGACGCUCAAGAUACGCACCGAUCACGAUGUGGAAGUAUGGAAGAUGACCCGUGGAUACCGAGAUUAUGGAAUCUUUUUGCGCAGGCUCAGCGACUCUGUCGUGGGGACCUUUCUCCCAUGGGAGCCUGAGUCCGUGAGCCAGGCAAUCACCAGCCUCACAGCGCUUCUAGACAAGUUGGACUCGUUGAUUGACGAGAUCCCUCCGUUACUGACUCCACAACGGUUUGGUAACCUCGCGUUCCGGACGUGGGGCAAGCGCUUAGAGGAGGAAGCAGACUCGCUACUGUCGUCACUGCUUCCCUCACAUUUAUCAAUUGCAGUACCGUUAAUUAAACCGUAUUUCCUGACAUCCUUCGGACACUUUGUCCGGAUGGACUACGGCACAGGUCACGAGACGUCGUUCGGGCUGUUUCUACUGUGCCUUACCCUUGUUCGGUUUCUGCACCCGAAUCCAGAUGAAGAGCGGCAGAUAGUCCUGAUCCUCUUCGUGCGAUAUCUCAGACUCUGCUGGCGCUUACAAGACGUAUACAAGCUGGAGCCGGCCGGCAGCCACGGGGUCUGGGGAUUGGACGACUACAGCUUCCUCGGAUACAUAUUUGGCAGUGCCCAGCUACGAGACCAAAGCGAAAUCCCGGUCUCUGCCAUUCUCAGACGUCCCUUACCGCCCACGAAUCUCUACUUUAUGCAAAUCACGCGGAUUCACCAGGUUAAGCAUGGUCCAUUCCACGAGCACUCGUCGCAGCUACAUGCCAUCGCAGUCGGCGUGCCUAAUUGGGGCAAGGUAAACUCCGGAUUGUUCAAGAUGUACGAGGCAGAGGUGCUGGGCAAGCGAGUAGUAGUGCAGCACAUUCCCCUCGGCGGCCUUCUGGAGUGGGAUAUAACAAAUGGGACCGCAUGCAGUGUUUGUACCGACGUCUUUGAUCUCGUCCCUGAAAUGCAGUGCAAAACGCCGGUCCUUUACUUUUUGUUGAACGCACUCUUUACGCACCAUCAUCUCGGCGUCUAG